AUGGAACGUUGGCUUAAAGGCGUUAAACGUGUUGCAACAACAUCUUCUAACGAAGCCGAAUAUUCAAAAGCAGUACGCGCGGAGUGUACAGCAAUUAUCGAUGAUAAUGAUGCAACGACAUCAAGUUCCACGGUUUCAAAGGCGAAAAAAAGGAAGUAUGAUGAAUCAUAUAUCAGUUUCGGAUUUGUUGAUUCCAACGGCUCACCUCUCUGCAUGUUAUGUAGUAAACUGCUUCCUAAUAGUUCCAUGGCACCUGCCAAGUUGCGCCGACAUUUAGAAACUGUACACCCCUAG
This is a messenger RNA of Diorhabda sublineata, 294 nucleotides long. Its product is annotated as zinc finger BED domain-containing protein 5-like. NCBI's taxonomy places the organism in Eukaryota, Metazoa, Arthropoda, Insecta, Coleoptera, Chrysomelidae. The record is from RefSeq and is a predicted model, not a curated record. The coding region runs from base 1 to 294 and encodes 97 amino acids. The transcript has a single exon. Gene Ontology annotation, molecular function: DNA binding.